UGACAUUUGAUUUGACGUUAGUCCGGCCAUAACCUCACAUUUGGCCAUUUUUUGUAAAAUUUAAAUAAUGGCAGACGAAGAGACUGUGAACGGCAGCAGCGAAGAACUGCCUGAAAAGUCGCAAAAGAAAACCGCAAAGUACGACAGUGGGGCUGCCGAUCUCGAGAAAGUCACCGAUUAUGCCGAAGAAAAGGAGAUUUCGACACAAAACGUAGCUGGGGCUAUUUCCGCAAUCGGCGAUCGGCGGAAUAAAGAAGCCCUCGAGAAACAAGCCCGUGAGAAAGAAUUGCUCAAAGUAUCAGUUAAGAAAGAAGACGUUGACCUCAUCGUCCGUGAAAUGGAAAUCUCCAGGACGCAGGCCGAAAGGACCCUAAGAGAGUACCACGGGAAUGUUGUCAAUGCACUUGUAGCUCUAACAAACUAAUUUAUUACAAUUUUGUAUUUAAUUCUAUAAAAUUACAAAUAUUCGCGGUC
Molecule: messenger RNA, 474 nt
Organism: Tribolium madens (black flour beetle)
Lineage: Eukaryota; Metazoa; Arthropoda; Insecta; Coleoptera; Tenebrionidae
Product: huntingtin-interacting protein K
Exons: 1
Coding region: 68-424 (118 amino acids)
Biological process (GO): negative regulation of apoptotic process; protein stabilization
Source: RefSeq, a predicted model, not a curated record